Molecule: messenger RNA, 1902 nt
Organism: Gavialis gangeticus (Gharial)
Lineage: Eukaryota; Metazoa; Chordata; Crocodylia; Gavialidae
Gene: GLUL
Product: glutamate-ammonia ligase
Exons: 7
Coding region: 134-1255 (373 amino acids)
Cellular component (GO): cytoplasm
Molecular function (GO): glutamine synthetase activity
Source: RefSeq, a predicted model, not a curated record
GCAGGGAGCCCGGCUUGCCCAGAGCCGAGCAUGGGAGCACCCCGCUGAGAGACUGCACCCGCCGCGCCUCGGGCAUCUCCUCCUCUCUCUUCUCCGCCGCCAGCCCAGGACUCUUGUAACACACUCUGUCACUAUGGCCACCUCAGCAAGUUCCCACCUGAGCAAAGCUAUAAAGAACAUGUACAUGAAGCUGCCCCAGGGCGAGAAAGUGCAAGCUAUGUACAUCUGGAUUGAUGGGACUGGAGAGCACUUGCGCUGUAAAACCCGGACAUUGGACCAUGAACCAAAGAGCAUUGAAGAUCUACCAGAGUGGAACUUUGAUGGGUCUAGUACCUUUCAGUCUGAAGGCUCAAACAGUGAUAUGUACCUACAGCCUGCCGCCAUGUUCCGUGACCCCUUCCGAAAGGACCCCAACAAGCUGGUUCUCUGUGAGGUCUUCAAGUACAACCGCCAGACAGCAGAGACAAAUCUAAGACACACCUGUAAACGGAUUAUGGAUAUGGUAUCCAACCAGCUCCCCUGGUUUGGGAUGGAGCAAGAAUACACUCUCCUGGGGACAGAUGGACAUCCGUUUGGCUGGCCCUCCAAUGGCUUCCCUGGGCCUCAGGGCCCAUAUUACUGUGGAGUUGGGGCAGACAAAGCCUACGGCAGAGACAUUGUGGAAGCCCAUUACCGAGCAUGUCUCUAUGCUGGGGUUAAAAUUGGAGGGACGAACGCGGAGGUGAUGCCAGCACAGUGGGAGUUCCAGGUGGGCCCAUGCGAAGGGAUUGAGAUGGGAGAUCACCUUUGGAUUGCACGCUUCAUCCUCCAUCGGGUGUGUGAAGAUUUUGGGGUGAUUGUGUCCUUUGAUCCCAAGCCCAUCCCUGGGAAUUGGAAUGGAGCUGGUUGUCACACUAACUUCAGCACUAAGUCCAUGAGGGAAGAAGGCGGUCUCAAGUAUAUUGAGGAAGCCAUUGAGAAGCUGGGCAAACGGCACCAGUACCACAUCCGCACUUAUGACCCGAAAGGGGGGCUGGACAAUGCUAGGCGCCUUACAGGCUUCCAUGAAACAUCCAGCAUCCAUGAGUUCUCAGCUGGUGUGGCCAACCGUGGUGCCAGCAUCCGUAUCCCCAGGAGUGUGGGCCAAGUGAAGAAAGGCUAUUUUGAGGACCGCCGACCUUCUGCCAAUUGUGACCCUUAUGCUGUGACAGAGGCACUAGUCCGUACAUGUCUCCUCAAUGAGACUGGGGAUGAGCCUUUUGAGUACAAGAACUAGAUGAACUGCUCCCAACAGACAACACCUUCCCCUAUCCCCAACCUUUAAACUUCCCUCCUAGAUGUAAUUUUGAGGGCAUGAGUUACCAUGUUUGUGUCCGAAUAACUCUUGUUGUCUUGUGGGGGGAAGGAGAGUUUAGUUUUUCAGUGUCUAUUUGUUGUUGAUGCUUCAGAAAACAGGAGGAAGAGAAGGUUAGAGAGAAUUUUAACCACUGUUUCAUCUAAUUCUUCUGUAUGUCUGGCAGGAUCCAGUGGCUUCCAGGGACAGAUGGUGCAAUGGGUGAUGGGAAGAUGGAGGGUUUGCCCAAUAGUUGCAUUCAUAUGUUAUUAACCUGCAUGAUAAGCUCUCCAUAGACCUUGUUCUCAAAAAGUUAGGGUUAUUCAGAAGGGAGUAAGGCAGUUAUGAUGAAUUCCCUUCUCAUUCCUCCCCCCCGGCCAUGUUCUGGACAUUUUAUUGUCCUAGCUAAAUGUGAGAGCUCUUAGCAGAAUUUCUCCCUACUCUGUCACUGGAAGCCAUGGUAUCUGCUCAUAACACAGAGUGAGGUAGUAUUUUUAUAUUUAAAUAUAAAAACAAAAAAAAUUAUAUAUGAAGUUUUUUCCUUUUUUAAAAGGAUAAUAAAAGAUGACGUUCCAAUCACUCUGCCUGCU